UCCGCCUUAGCAGUUUUUACCUAUCACUUUUAGCCAACACGGCUUUUGUAGGAGUCCUGCGUACCUCUGGUUAUGCUGUGGGACAUGUGGGUUGACUGUGGGCCACAAGUGUUACUGCUGACAUCCUUUGAGCCCGUGAUUAUUUUGGUUUCAUUUCCGAUUUGGCGAAGAUGUCGUCUGGAAAGCAGCUCGUUAAAGGUAAAAGUGGCCUGCGAAUGAUCGCUGUUUCUGAAGAUGAACGUUGUCCUUUUCUUUUGGAGGAGCCUCACUGGACUGAUGAUAAACAGUUUCCAAACUGUGUAAAGUGCAAUCGGAAAUUCGACUUCACUCAUCGAAGGCACCACUGCCGACGAUGUGGCAAGAUAUUUUGCGGCACAUGCUGUGAUCAUAAAGUUAUGUUACCGAGGCUCAGUUUUGUCGACCCUGUCAGAGUGUGCGAAGAAUGUUCUCACACAGCCAAACGUGAAGAAGAGUUUUUUGAGAGACAUCUGAAGACAUUGAUGACUGGUGCUUAUUUUAUUGUGGAUGAGUCAGAGCCUUUGAGAUUCCUUUGCAAACUUGAACAUCAUUCUCAGAGAGAACUUCUGUUUGAGUGUUCUGACCAUGAUAAAUCAGCAGUCCAUGAGCCAGUGAUGUUAAUGAAAAUUGUAUCAGCGCAGCUUGUGGCAAAUGAAGAGAACUCCUCUGUUAGCGGCCUCAUCUUAAAGUACAAAGAACACGAUGAGAUGCUGGAGGUUAAACUCACUGUGGUACCUUCACCUGAAGAACACAGAAAACAAUCACUCACCUGGCUAGCUGCCAUGCAGAAAGCUAUAAAGAUGCUGUUUGAGGUGGGAAACUAGACAUCAUGUACCGUUAGAUCUGCAGGGUCAAAAUAAAUUUAUAUGAUCCACAAGUGAUGAGCUGGGAUUAAAAACUGAUUUACCUGCUAGAUCAAGUGAAGUACCAGACAGAAUCAAAAUUACAGAACAAUUCAGUCUGUUUUUAGAUGUUAUAAGUCCUUCCAAAGUACAGGUAGUUACCUGUAGGUAGCAUUAGAAAUGUAAGAUUCACUACAUAGAUAUGCCUUUGGUGCAGUUAUCGACAACGUUUUCUAAAAAGUGUUCACUUUGGUAUGACAACAAAGUUGUGCUAGAUUGACUGCGCUAGUGUAGUUGGGUCAAACCAAAUCAUUCCAUCCAAUCAUAGAACAACAAGAAAUUGUAAGCUGACAGAUCAGUAGGGAGAAUUUCUUAUAAUGUUGGCAGCACAUUUCCCUUUAAUAAUAUAGUCUGAUUGCAUACUUUGGUUUGGUAUAAGGACCAUGUUUUAUUGGAGUAUAAAACAUACAAGAGCUAGAUAUGUUUUAUGCAAAAAUACAGGCGAUACUUCACACACUCUCAUUGGUCGAUAGGUUUGUUUAGAUGAGAUUAUGUGAACACAAUUUUGUGAUGUUUUAGAUUCGCACAUAUUUUUGAGAAAUAUUUUAUAAAAGCAAUAGACUACUUUUUCCAUGUUUACAUAACCUCAUCUAAACACUUAGGGGAUUGGGAGCCCUCAACCGCAUCUCUGGUUUGCAUAAUUGUCUCAAAUUCUCUAAACCCUCCUUGUGUUUAGAUGAGGCUAUGUACACGUGAACAUGGAAAAAGUGCUCCACUGUUUAAUUGGUUUGCAUACUUUGACAGUACAAUACACUGUAUAUCAUAAAGCAUAUGAAGAAGCUUAACCUGAUAUUAUGUAUUAUACUGUCGUAAAACAAUUUGGAAAUAUAAGAGCACUUGAGGAAUAAAAAUGUAUAUAAGACACUUGUCAGUGA
Orbicella faveolata is the source of this 1795-nucleotide messenger RNA. Its product is annotated as zinc finger FYVE domain-containing protein 21-like. Gene Ontology annotation, molecular function: metal ion binding. The record is from RefSeq and is a predicted model, not a curated record. NCBI's taxonomy places the organism in Eukaryota, Metazoa, Cnidaria, Anthozoa, Scleractinia, Merulinidae.